Leptonychotes weddellii (Weddell seal) is the source of this 1812-nucleotide messenger RNA. It is a transcript of the gene MLLT11, whose product is annotated as MLLT11 transcription factor 7 cofactor. Gene Ontology annotation, biological process: positive regulation of release of cytochrome c from mitochondria; positive regulation of mitochondrial depolarization; positive regulation of DNA-templated transcription. The record is from RefSeq and is a predicted model, not a curated record. NCBI's taxonomy places the organism in Eukaryota, Metazoa, Chordata, Mammalia, Carnivora, Phocidae. Gene Ontology annotation, cellular component: nucleoplasm; cytosol.
GGGAGGGGUGGAGGAUUUUUCUGAUUCUCAAAAAUAAAAUACUUCGUGACUUGAAAUCCAUAAAUUGGGGAAUAAAGGGACACUCCUCUAUUGUUAUCUAGAGCUAAGCUUUUUAAUCCAUAAGCCUAAAAUUAAGGGACAAUUAACUGCUCAUUCAUUGCACCCCAGUCAGCAUGGGGGUGCUGUAAGAGCUCGGGAAUAAUUGUGCCGACCAAUAAGCCUACGGAGAUGCUUUAAUCCUGUCUCCCUCCCUAAAGUGUUCUGGAACCUAUCAUUUGAAUUAGCCGAGUCAGGCAAGGAGGGGGCGGGGAGUCCUUCCGCCCUUCUUAGGAGGGGCUGCAUUGCAGGGGGAGACUGAGCAGAUAGACUCAGCCACAGAAGAGGGAGAGGGAGUGAGAAGACAAAGCCGUCAAAGCCCCAACAGCUUUUUCUCCAGCCCAGAGCAGACGCCGGAGCCCCCGAGAUACUCCUUCCAUCUUUGGAACACACCAGUAAUUCACUGAUAACAGGAAGUUAUGAGGGACCCCGUGAGUAGCCAGUACAGCUCCUUUCUUUUCUGGAGGAUGCCCAUUCCAGAACUGGAUCUGUCGGAGCUGGAAGGCCUGGGUCUGUCAGAUACAUCCAUCUACAAGAUCAAAGACAGCAGCGCUGGCAAAAUGACCGGGCAAGCAACUGGAGAACAGGAGAAAAACUCCGAAGGCGAUGCCCUCCUUGAAUACAGCACCUUCAACUUCUGGAGAGCUCCCAUUGCUAGUAUCCACUCCUUUGAAUUGGACUUGCUUUAAGCCCAAGACUUCUCUCUCCCACCACCUUGCCCUCACCGUCUUCCCUUUCAAGCCCCUUCCUUUCCACCCUUUUCUCCUGUUAAUCUUGCUCUCUCCCCUCUAUUGUGUUGAGGUGGUGCUGAUGAAUCUGCCAGAGUUGUGUUGUAUUUAUUUAUUUAUUUAUUUAUUUAUCUAUUUCUCUAUCUUAUCAGUUUCUCUCAAAAGCCCUUAAGCCACAAAGAAAAGCGUUCAAGCAAUGGAGUACUGGAUCACAGGGAUUCCUUCUUUCCCCUCCCCAGAUACUAAUUCCAGAUAACAGGCCUGGUGGGGGCACCAGAGAGUAGUACAGUGGUACAAAAUGGAGGACCGAUUUUUUUACUUCAUUUUAAUCAGCAUUAGAGAUUGCUCAAACCUAAUUUCCUGCUCCGUAUCAGUAAACACAAAUCUUUCUUCCAGAGUUGAUGAAAACCUUAGAAGUUUUAAUUUGAGAUUAUCUGCUACAAGACAGUAGGAUUUCUAAAAGGCUAAGGUGAUAAGUCUCUUGCUAUUUGAUCCUGCUCCUUGUAAUACACUUUUUCUCAGAGAAAUUGGGGGUAGUUAAAAGUAUAAAACAAGAGGAAAUAAUACAUCAUGGAAAAUUAAAAUAAGGGAAAGCAUUGAAUCAUUUCAGAAAUAACCACAUUCUCAAAAGGGUGUUCCUCCUUCAAGCCUACUCACUUUAUAACUUUGCUCCUAACAGAAAACUCUGAGGAAAAUGACUCCAAUUUCAAUUCUUAAGAUGCAAUCUUACUGAAUACUAUGAUAAUUUGUAAGGUUUUGAUUCUGUUUCUAAAAGGCAUAGGGUUUGGCCUUUAGUGUUUCAGUCUUGCCCUUCAUCUGCAAUGUAUAAUACUCAUCAGCGGGCCUCAGGCACAGUUCUUCAGCUACCUUGAGACCAUGAAAUAAUCACAUUAUAACCCUACACCUUGUCCCCCCAUUCCUUCCAAAAUUAUUGCUGAUUUGUGCUGCCAUUUACUCAUUUCUUUAAUAAAGACAUUCAAUCCCAGGA